Messenger RNA from Blastomyces gilchristii SLH14081, 6216 nucleotides. RefSeq lists its product as uncharacterized. Gene Ontology annotation, molecular function: ATP binding; ATP-dependent chromatin remodeler activity; ATP hydrolysis activity. The record is from RefSeq and is a predicted model, not a curated record. Gene Ontology annotation, cellular component: cytosol; cytoplasm. The transcript has 3 exons. Lineage: Eukaryota; Fungi; Ascomycota; Eurotiomycetes; Onygenales; Ajellomycetaceae. Bases 1 to 5808 code for a protein of 1935 amino acids. Gene Ontology annotation, biological process: cellular response to heat.
AUGAGCGGAGCUCAAUUAACAGAUAGAGCUAACAAAGCUCUUGUUGACGCCCAUGCUCUAGCAGAGCAGCAUGCCCACCCCCAACUCCUCCCCAUCCAUCUCGCAGUCUCUCUCCUCGACCCUCCUCCCGAUGAAUCCAAGGACCAGCAAGUAACCACACAUCCCUCGCACCAAUCCAGUUCGGCUUCUCUUUUCAAACGAGUUGUUGAAAAAGCCCAUGGAGAUCCCCAGCAACUAGGCCGGUCGUUGAACAGGUCCCUAGUCCGGCUACCUUCCCAGGAUCCCCCACCAGAGACCGUCGCCCCAUCACCAGCGAUAUCAAAGGUUAUUCGAUCCGCUACCAAUCUAUCAAAGACACAGAAGGAUAGCUAUGUUGCCAUUGACCAUCUCAUCGCUGCGCUGGCGCAUGAUCCGACGAUCCAGCGGGCGCUUGCAGACGCAAAUAUCCCGAAUGUGAAGAUGAUCGAUUCUGCCAUCCAGCAGAUCCGCGGGAUGAAGCGGGUGGACUCGAAAACAGCCGAUACAGAAGAGGAGAGCGAGAACUUGAAGAAAUUCACGAUUGAUAUGACGUCGAUGGCCAGAGAAGGGAAAAUUGACCCUGUCAUUGGUCGGGAGGAAGAGAUCAGAAGAGUGAUUCGGAUUCUCAGUCGACGGACAAAGAACAAUCCAGUCCUUAUUGGCGAGCCAGGAGUGGGGAAAACAACAGUUGUGGAAGGCCUGGCUCGUCGGAUUGUUAAUGCCGAUGUCCCUGCAAACCUGUCGAACUGCAAGCUCCUGUCCCUCGAUGUUGGGUCCCUUGUUGCUGGUAGCAAGUAUCGUGGUGAGUUUGAGGAGAGGAUGAAAGGGGUUUUGAAAGAGAUCGAGGAAUCAAAAGAUACUAUCGUCUUGUUUGUUGACGAAAUCCAUCUUCUCAUGGGGGCUGGCUCUAGUGGAGAAGGUGGCAUGGACGCUGCAAAUCUGCUGAAGCCCAUGCUUGCUAGAGGCCAACUCCAUUGUAUUGGCGCAACUACCCUUGGCGAAUACAGGAAGUACAUUGAGAAGGACCAGGCCUUUGAACGUCGAUUCCAACAGGUUUUGGUCAAAGAGCCUUCAGUGAGCGAGACGAUUUCUAUCCUCAGAGGACUGAAGGAGAGAUACGAAGUUCAUCAUGGCGUUAAUAUCCUCGAUGGAGCUAUCGUAUCAGCUGCGAAUCUGGCUUCUCGUUAUCUUACCGCCCGAAGACUACCCGACUCAGCCGUUGACCUUAUUGAUGAAGCGGCUGCAGCUGUCCGUGUCACAAGAGAAUCACAGCCUGAAGCUCUCGAUACACUGGAGCGCCGUGCCAGACAACUCCAGAUCGAAAUCCAUGCGCUUGAACGUGAAAAGGAUACAGCGUCGAAGACACGGUUGGAGACUGCAAGGCAGGAGGCGGCUAAUGUUAACGAAGAGCUACGACCAAUGAGAGAAAAAUACGAAAGUGAAAAGCAGCGGAGCAAAGAUAUACAGGAUGCUAAAAUUAAAUUAGAUCUUCUGAAAGUAAAGAGGGACGAGGCAACUAGGUCGGGGGAUACGCAAACCGCUUCGGAUCUCAUCUACUAUGCGAUUCCCGAUGUUGAAAAGCUCAUCGAACGGCUGGAGGCCGAAAGAGCUCGGGUCGACGCGGAACUCUCCACGCAACCUGGAGGAGGAGGGGAAACCCUCCUGGCAGACGCUGUUGGGCCUGAACAGAUUAAUGAAAUCGUGGCUCGAUGGACCGGUAUUCCCAUUACCAGACUUAGGACUACCGAGAAGGACAGGCUCCUGCAUAUGGAAUCUCACCUUGCUAAAAUAGUUGUUGGCCAGAGAGAAGCCGUCCAGUCUGUUUCUAACGCGAUUCGACUUCAACGUUCCGGCCUCAGCAACCCUAACUCCCCACCAAGUUUCCUCUUCUGCGGUCCUUCCGGGACAGGUAAAACACUGCUUACAAAAGCAUUGGCUGAAUUCUUGUUCGAUGACUCCAAAGCCAUGAUUCGAUUUGAUAUGUCUGAAUAUCAAGAAAGACAUUCUUUGAGCCGAAUGAUUGGCGCGCCUCCGGGCUACGUUGGACAUGAUUCUGGCGGCCAGCUAACGGAAGCACUUCGCCGCCGGCCAUUUUCCAUUCUGCUCUUUGACGAAGUGGAAAAAGCUGCGAAGGAAGUCUUGACCGUCCUGCUUCAGCUGAUGGAUGAUGGAAGAAUUACAGACGGCCAAGGAAGAAUCGUCGAUGCGAAGAACUGUAUCGUCGUGAUGACUUCUAAUCUCGGCGCAGAAUUCCUCCAACGUCCUACCGGCACGAAUGGUCAAAUCGAACCAACCACCAAAGAGCUUGUCAUGGGCGCGCUGCGGAACUACUUCCUACCCGAAUUCCUCAACCGAAUCUCCAGCAUCAUUAUCUUCAAUAGACUAACGAGGCGGGAAAUCCGGAAGAUCGUCGAUGUCCGACUGCAGGAGAUUCAGCGGAGGCUCGAGCUGAAUGAUCGCUCGGUGACGAUAGAAUGCACGGACGAGGUCAAGGAUUACUUGAGUAAUGCCGGCUACUCGCCAGUGUACGGUGCCAGACCGCUAUCGCGACUCAUCGAGAAGGAAGUCCUCAACCGCCUUGCGGUGCUGAUCCUAAGGGGAAGCAUCAAGGACGGCGAAACUGCCCGCGUAGUUAUGGAGAACGGGCGUGUAGCUGUGCUUCCAAACCAUGCUAAUACCGAAAGCGAAGAUGAGGAGAUGAUUGACGAAGAUCAGGCACUCAUGGAGAUGGAGGAGGACUUGGGCGAACAAGACCUUUAUGAGAAGCCGCCGUCAACAUCAACACCUUCGCGUUCAUCAAGCGGUGACGAACUAGUCAGAGACUCUGGCCACAUUAGUAAACGUCGCAAAGUCAGUUCAGAAACAAUUGAUCUGACAGUUAACGAUAAUGAUGAUGAGGACGACAACGGGAAACAUGGUGCGAGAUCAAAAGAUGCGCCCAAGGUGGCCAGGGUGCCCAAGCCAAGCUCAAAUCUCAGAGAUCCUGACCGAAGGCCUCUGAUCCCGAAGUGGAAUCUACCGAUGGAGGUGCAUGUAGAUGAUGGCGGUACGUCGGUGACGGAUGGAGGGAUGGAGACAUACUACAACGUUCUUUGGCGAAAACCUACAGCCAAAAAGCACAAAACAUGGGAUGGCGAUGGGAUAUUAGCUGUCUGUGGUGGUUAUGCGUCCUUAAAGGACAUUUCUGGACGGCAUUUCGGAAGAAUCAUGUUCAAUUCUCCCCUACUACCGGGUUCGACAUUAUCGAUUGGUGGAAAGGAAGUUGAGGUUGAUUCUGUCCUGUCAAAGAAGGAGUAUCUCUCCGGUCGAACAUUUCUAGGGAUAGCUAAACCGUCACCUGCGACUAUACCUAUCGACAGAGCCAUGGAGUACCCGAGAGAUUCAGGUCCUAUGUCCAGCAUAUCAUCCGCUAUAUCGACAAAUGGUACGAUUCGACUACCCCCUAGAACCAAAAUUAAACGUGAGAAUGGACAAAAUGAAGGAGAAAAAAGGCCCCUUAACAUAGCUGCGCCCAGAAGCUAUGCGACGAAGAAUGCCUUCAGAAAUCCACUCAAAGAAAGCACUGUCCUAGUGGAGAUAUCACCAAGCGGUAAUCCCGUUCCACGACAUGAUCCUACAGCUCCCGGUGCAGUAAUCAUGAAACGGCCAACAUUAGUACCGAAAGGUAAACAAGUUGUCGAUGUCGUCCUAGACCCACUUUUGGGUAAACACCUUCGGGAACAUCAGCGAGAGGGAGUCAAAUUUCUCUACGAAUGCGUUAUGGGUAUGCGCGCUUUCAAUGGCGAAGGAGCCAUCCUCGCUGACGAAAUGGGCCUAGGCAAAACCCUGCAAACCAUAGCGCUUAUAUGGACUUUAUUAAAACAGAACCCGAUAUACGAGGCUCAACCAGUCGUUAAAAAGGCCCUGAUAGUUUGUCCAGUGACGUUAAUCGAUAACUGGAGAAAGGAAUUCCGGAAAUGGCUAGGAAAUGAACGAAUCGGUGUAUUCGUGGCUGAUGCCAAACGGACCAGGCUUACCGAUUUCACAAUGGGAAAAAGCUAUAGCGUUAUGAUCAUCGGGUACGAACGUCUUCGAACCGUACAAGAAGAGCUGUCGAAGGGCUCUGGCAUUGAUAUUGUCAUUGCAGACGAGGGGCAUAGAAUGAGGACUGUACAGAACAAGAGUGCGCAAGCUAUACAAUCGUUAAAUACCUCACGGCGGAUCAUUCUUUCUGGAACCCCGAUCCAGAACGAUCUAACUGAGUUCUUUGCGAUGGUUGACUUCGUCAACCCCGGCCUUCUAGGAACAUUCAAAAUGUUCAUGAAAGAAUUUGAAGGGCCGAUCGUCAAGAGCAGACAGCCCGGUGCUUUGAAAAAGGACAUCGAAAAAGGAGAAGCAAGGAGUGAAGAACUAGCUAACCUAACGUCGUUAUUUAUUUUAAGACGUACCGCCGAUAUCCUCUCAGAAUACCUGCCGCCUAAAACCGAAUAUGUCCUUUUCUGCAAUCCUACUUCUUCUCAAAAAAAUAUCUAUCGCCACGUUCUCACUUCUCCAGUUUUUCAAUCCGCUUUGGGAAACUCAGAAAGUGCUCUCCAGCUCAUCACCAUUCUCAAAAAGUUAUGCAAUAGCCCUUCCCUCCUAAACCCUAGAAACUGUGAUGAAACUCCCAAUUCUACCCUCAGCGCCUUAGUUUCCAGUCUCCCGCCAAAUAUUCUUCGACACCUAUCUCCCUCCUCAAGCGGUAAAAUCAGAGUUCUUGACCAGCUACUCCAUAAUAUACGCCAUACUACUUCCGAAAAGGUUGUGCUUAUCUCGAACUACACGUCCACCCUUGAUCUCCUUGCGACACUUCUCACUUCACUCUCCUUGCCCUUUCUCCGUCUUGAUGGCUCAACUCCAGCUUCAAAACGCCAAGGGCUUGUCGACGACUUCAACCGCUCUUCCUCAUCUUCAGUAUUCGCAUUUCUUCUCUCAGCCAAAGCUGGGGGGACAGGUCUCAACCUUAUUGGAGCCAGCCGGCUUGUUCUUUUUGAUGUUGACUGGAAUCCCGCAACAGACAUGCAGGCCAUGGCGCGAAUACAUCGUGAUGGCCAGAAACGACAUUGUCGAAUCUAUCGACUUUUGUUAAAGGGAGCGCUGGAGGAGAAGAUUUGGCAGAGACAGGUGACUAAAAUAGGAUUAGCAGACAGCGUGAUGGAUCAAAAGAAGGGCGUCUCACAAUUUUCGCGCGAGGAACUCAAGGAUUUAUUUCGACUUGACGAAGGGACUACGUGCCAGACCCAUGAUCUACUCGGUUGUGAAUGCGAUGGCAGGGGAGAAGGAGAAACGGCAUCCAAGCUCCACAAAGGAGACAUAAUUGACGUUUCCAAAUCUGAUAACGAACCCGAUACUUCAGAUUCAGCUGAGGACGACGAGGACGAGGACGAGAGUAUGGAUUUCGCAAAGUUGAUAAAGGCAUCGCAGCUCCAGACCCUAACCUCUGAAAAUACGACGAACGGAAAUUUUUCUAGCAAAACUAAGAAGCGAAAAUCUAAAAUGCGUUCCUUGAUGCAGUACUCCCACAUCGAUACUUCACUACUCUGUGAUACACCAUCACCCGAUCAAUCUCUGGAAGACUUUGACUCUGACAACAACAACAACAACAACAACAACAACAACAACAACAACAACAAGAAGAAGAAGAAGAAGAAGAACCUCGAGGCUCAUGUCGACGACGAUGUUCUCCUCUCAUUGCUCAAAGAGGAAGGCAAUGGCGUAGGAUAUUUGUUCAAAAAAUCCGGAUCUUCUGGGAUACCCCUGAGCCACAUUUAACUUUCCUCUUUCCUUUGUUUACUAUUACAUAUGUUUGAAAUGAUUGGAUCCUUUAUUCAAAUUUACUUAUUUCGUAUGAUGGCGAUAGACAUGAGCAUCCUUAUGUUAUUUAUUCAUUAGACAUGACUCCUUGGUCUCGACGCUGCAGCAUACUUUGCGCAUCACUCUCAUUAAUUUUCGUUGCACAUUUAACUAGAGAUGGAAUACGCGCGAAUUUAUAGAACUUAGAUCAAAACUAAAAGAUAGAUAACUAGCUACAGCAUUUAUUACUUAGUUCAAUUCUCGUCACGACACUGUAGAUGCAUCAAUACACUGUAGAUGAUGACAUCGACAUAUAAAUUAAUCGAACAUAAUGUAUAUGUAUUACCGAGGAAAUAUGCCAAACAAAAGAAAUAGAUAGACGCUUCC